AUGUCCAACCGACCCGCAAUAUCUUCCAUGUCUCUGGGCCGCGCCUGGGCUAACCACUCUAUGGACGAGAAAAUCGCCCAAGCUGCAGCUCACGGCUUCGAAGGACUAGAAGUCUUUUUCGAAGAUAUCGACUACCUUGCGCGAAAUUUGUCCGGAGCGCACUCUGAUAACGUCCCUUCAGCAUUUCCAUAUCAACUGGAAGCAGCAAAGAGGAUCCGCGAAAUUUGUGAUAAGCAUAGCCUUCAGGUGGUUUGCCUACAACCAUUUAUGUUUUACGGCGGAUUAAAGGAUCGGACUGAGCACCAAAAACGACUUGAUACACUCAAAGAGUGGUUCCAGCUAGUGAAGAUACUUGGGACAGACUUGAUUCAGGUUCCAACGAAUUUUCUGCCCGCCCAUGAGCUUACACCGGAUCUCGACCUAGUUGUCGAGGAUAUGAGACAACUCGCAGAUAUGGGUCUGGAACAAUCGCCUCCCGUGCGAUUUGCAUUCGAGAAUAUCGCAUGGGGUACUUAUAUCCAUACCUGGGAGAGAGCGUGGGAGGUUGUGAAGAGAGUCGAUAGGCCGAAUCUAGGUCUCUGUCUAGAUACGUUUAACAUCCUUGGCGGAAUAUGGGCAGAUCCUGCAUCACCAACUGGCAAACUCCCAGAUGCUGACCGUGCCCUUGAAGAAUCUAUAGACCGAUUAAGGCAAAAUGUUGAUUUGAACAAGGUAUUCUACGUGCAAGUUGUGGAUGCAGAACGUUUAGAGCGGCCGAUGAAUGACCAGCAUCCUCUGUGGGUUGAAACACAGCCCCCAAGGAUGACCUGGAGUCGUAACUGUCGGUUAUUUGCGUACGAAACCGACAGGGGGGCUUAUAUGCCGGUUACGAAGCUAGCAAGAGUGAUUAUUCAUGAUCUCGGAUUCGAGGGAUGGGUAUCUAUGGAAUUAUUUUCACGGUCCAUGGCAUCUCCUGACACUAAUGUUCCUUCUGAACAUGCGAAUAGAGCUGCGACAGCUUGGCGAAAACUCAAAGACGAGCUAUGUUUGUGA
This is a messenger RNA of Talaromyces amestolkiae, 1032 nucleotides long. RefSeq lists its product as uncharacterized. The transcript has a single exon. NCBI's taxonomy places the organism in Eukaryota, Fungi, Ascomycota, Eurotiomycetes, Eurotiales, Trichocomaceae. The record is from RefSeq and is a predicted model, not a curated record. The coding region runs from base 1 to 1032 and encodes 343 amino acids.